This is a messenger RNA of Trichoderma breve, 813 nucleotides long. RefSeq lists its product as uncharacterized. NCBI's taxonomy places the organism in Eukaryota, Fungi, Ascomycota, Sordariomycetes, Hypocreales, Hypocreaceae. Bases 1 to 813 code for a protein of 270 amino acids. The record is from RefSeq and is a predicted model, not a curated record. The transcript has 2 exons.
AUGCAGCUCCAGGGGACUGUGAUACUUGUAGCCGCCCUCGUCGGAUCAGUUUUUGCAGCAGGAAACCCUCACAUUCGUGCUCAUAACCAGUUUCCGAGCUUCUUCCCCGCAUCGGAAGACUUCCUACCGGGAAUCAUACAGAGCAACUGCGCUGGUCAAUUUGCCAACUACACGAACCAGAGCCUACCCGAUGGCGAGGGGCAUGCUUGGGCCGGCAAGCUGAUCGACUGCGUCUUGCCGGCUUGCACGAAAGGCUAUCAGAACGAGUUUACGGUUUCUGGGCUUCUCAUUGGACUGUUACCGGCUGGGUUAUCGCAGUUUGGCCCGUCAAUGGCGAAUCUAGCCUUGUUAAUCAAUCGAGAUUUGGCUUCCUAUGUAUUGACUGUGCCGACUAUUGGGUUCCCUCGUUGGUUAAUGCGAGCGCCUUGGGUUGUUCGCGCUGCCAUCUCCUGUGUUGAGUACCUAGUCGGCAUGCUCGCUACGGGGAACGUCGUCUAUCAGGUCUAUCGGCUUACCUACAAGGCCGUAUCGCAGGCUACCUAUACCGUGAGCAUCAAGAUCCCCAACGUGCUAGAAACGUACAUCUUAUUCUUUUGGAUGGUUGUCAUGGCGCCGAUCUUUGGCAUUGCAUAUAGUACGCUGAGAGCGGGAUACUCUAUUGCAUCCUCCAAAGCCACGCAGAGGAAAUCUGCCGUAGUGAAAUGGAUAUUGGAUGAAUUUACCCCGUCACUCGUGGAUGCCGAGACGCCUAUGGAGGUGAAGCGAGAUGCCGGAGGUGGGGCCGAAGAACUAGAGCCGAUGCGACUCGAUUGA